Molecule: messenger RNA, 387 nt
Organism: Lathyrus oleraceus (garden pea)
Lineage: Eukaryota; Viridiplantae; Streptophyta; Magnoliopsida; Fabales; Fabaceae
Exons: 1
Coding region: 1-387 (128 amino acids)
Molecular function (GO): nucleic acid binding; zinc ion binding
Source: RefSeq, a predicted model, not a curated record
AUGGAUGGAGGAAGAAACGAUUGCGGUAUUGCUGACACUUUUCAAGUUAUGGCUCCAGCUGGUGGUAGAAAACGGAAAUUCAAUCAGAAGGCAGCAUGUGGGAAAGAAGGAAGUGAGGGAGGGACUUCUGCUUCUGUGAGAUGUUUCAAGUUUGGAGAGUCAGGUUAUCGUGUUGCUGAGUCUAAGAUGGCAUACCAGAAAUGCUUCAAGUGUAGGAAGAAAGGUCUUCGCAUUGCUGAAUGCAGGAGUAAUAGUCUGACUUGCUAUAGUUAUGGAGAGAAAGGUCAUAUUAGUAUUCAGUGUGAGAAACCUAAGAAGACUCAGUCUAAAGGAAAGGUUAUUACUUUUACUAGAGCAUAUACUAUUGCAUCUGAUAACUUGAUUUGA